Molecule: messenger RNA, 3862 nt
Organism: Euleptes europaea (tarantolino)
Lineage: Eukaryota; Metazoa; Chordata; Lepidosauria; Squamata; Sphaerodactylidae
Gene: IGSF22
Product: immunoglobulin superfamily member 22
Exons: 21
Coding region: 2-3862 (1286 amino acids)
Molecular function (GO): protein binding
Source: RefSeq, a predicted model, not a curated record
GAUGGUUUCUAAGGAAUCUUCUUCUGUUGUGGAAUCCUUCAGCAUGGUCACCCUCUCCUUUGAGAUCCCUCCAGGAGAGAGCAUCCCAGAAUUUUUGGAGAAACCUCGUCCACUAACAGCUCCUGAAGGAGACAAAGCUGUAUUUCGAGCCAAAGUGCAAGGCAAUCCGAAACCUAAUGUAACAUGGAAAAGAGAAAGUGGGAUACCAAUCAAAGAAGGAUCAAAGAUGUUUUUUGACAGCAUCAAUAAGGAAUAUGUCCUAAAGUUGGAAAACAUCGCCUCAGAGGAUGCAGACAAUUACAAGUGUGUUGUUUCCAAUCCCCAUGCUGACAUCAUCUACACUGUGUCCUUGAAUGUAGCUGAAGGUCAAGAAAAAAUGGACUUCAAAAAAAUGUUGAAGAAAAGGGGGCCACCAGCGCCAAAGAAAAAAGUGAAGAGGGUAGUUGAUGAGAAAGAAAUGCUGGAGAUCCUCUCCAAGGUGCCCAAGAAGGAUUUUGAGAAGGUGUGCAUGGAGUAUGGGUUCACAGAUUUCCGAGGGCUCCUUAAAAAACUAAAGGAGAUGAAAAAGAAAGUAGAAGUUGAGGCUGUACGAAUUCUGAAACCUCUGGAGGAUGUUUCUGUUAAAGUGGACACCACAGCAAUAUUUGAUACUAUCUUGGAACUCAAAGACCCCAAUACUAAGCUGAUAUGGUUAAAGGGUGAUGAACCUUUGCGCAUUCAGUAUUCGCUUGGGAAAUACGACACGAAACAGAUGGGCACUAAGUAUAUGCUCCACAUCACUAAUGUGAAUGAAAGUGACAUGGGAACGUACAGUGUUUUCGUAGGUGACAAGCAGCUCUCAGCACGACUAAAAGUAAUAGAUGAGCCCUUGAGGUUUUUGGCAGACUUGCAGCCUUUGAGAAUAACUGAGAGGCAGACUGCUGUAUUUGAGAUCCGCCUUUCAAAGAAGGUGCCCAAUUUCACCUGGAAAUUAAAUGGGAAGGAGUUGAAGCGGGACGACAAGUAUGAGAUCAUCUCAUCAGAAGAUGGGUUAACUCACACCUUGAAAAUUAAAGAUGCACGCACAAGUGACAUGGGUGAAGUCAGUGCUGAAGCUGGAGACAUUGUAACAAAGACCGAGCUUAACAUUCAGCGCACUCCAAUUAAGUUUGUCAGAAACUUGAAAAAUGUCCGAGUCAAGGAAAAGGGCAAAGCUUGCCUGGACUGCGAGCUGACUGCUAAAGGCGUCACCUUGAAAUGGAUGAAGAACGGGAGGGUGAUUGAGAGAUCUAGCAAAUAUCACAUGACCCAUGAAGGGAAGAUGGCAGAGCUAAUCAUCGAUGAUGCUGAGCUGAAUGACUCGGGAGAAUACAUGGUAGUUGCCAUGCAAGAAAACGACCCCACGGAGUACUACAGCAAUUGCAAUGUAACCGUAGAGGAGAGAUUUGCUACAGUGAAGAGCGGCCUGUCAGAUGUUCAGUCUCCAACAGGAGAACCAGCAGAGCUUUGUGUUGUCUUGAAUGAUGAGAAGGUAGAAGGUGUGUGGUUAAAGGAUGGUAAAGAGAUAACAGAUAUGAGAGGAAUCCAGAUUGUCAAACAGGGAGCGGUCCAUAAACUGAUCGUUGACAAGAUGGGAGAACAGUUUGAAGGGAAGUACACUUUCAGAAGUAAAGGAGCUGAAAGCGAGGCUACUAUCAGCAUUGCAGACCCCCCUGUUAUUGAUCCGUCUGUUCUGGAAGCUUUUGCUGCACAUCCAGUGACCGUGAAAGCCAAGCAGACGGCCUACAUCAAGGUACCUUUCAAGGCCAAGCCAUUGCCCAAAGUCACCUGGUUCAAGGAUGGUAUUGAGGUGACUGAAGAAGAGAAGAUAGUGAUGGAAAGAACCCAUGACCAUGCGCUACUCACCAUCAAGGACUGUGUGAGGGAAGACAGUGGGAGCAUCAUGCUGAAACUGAAAAGUGACUGUGGGACAGCUUUUGCUCAGCUGCAUCUCAAUGUUGUCGACAUACCAAAGCCACCACAAGGAAAAGUGGAGUUCCUGGAGAAAUCAGGAAAGUGUGUCAAAAUGAAAUGGAAAGCACCCAAAGAUAAUGGAGGCAAGCAAGUAACUCACUUUAUCAUUGAGAGGAGACUAUCUGGGAAGAAAUCUUGGAUCAAAAUUGGAGAAAUCGAUAGCAAGCACACCACAUUUGCCACAGAUAAGGUAGAAGAAGGGAAGGGCUAUCAGUUCCGAAUCCUGGCUGUUAACUCUGAGGGCCUGAGUGAUCCACUGGAGACAGAAGAAAUCUUUGCUGGUGAUCCUAUUGAUCCUCCAGGGCAAGCCUCUCAACCUCAAGUUUCUGAUGUCACCAAAGAAGCUGUCACUAUUACCUGGAAUCCUCCAGCACAAGAUGGUGGCUCCCCAAUAAUGGGGUACAUCGUGGAAAGAAGGAAGAAAGGCAGCAACCUUUGGGUCCCAGUGUCCAAAGAACUAAUUCAAGGUACAAAGCACAAAGUAGAUGGCUUGUUGGAAGAUACAGAGUAUGAGUUCCGCGUUAUAGCUGUGAAUCGCGCAGGGCCUGGACAUCCCAGCGGUGCUUCUACCUCAGUUGUGGCAAGAGAUCCCAUCAAGCCUCCUGGACUAGUGAAGGGCUUACAUGUCGCUGAUUCUUCCAACUCAAGCAUUUCAUUGGCAUGGCAACAGCCUGAUGAAGGUGAUCUGCCUUCAGGAUACAUACUAGAAAUGCGAGCUGAAGACACCAAGGAAUGGUCCAAGUGCACCAAGAUCCCAAUUUCUGGCACCAGCUAUACUGUCGGGGGCCUUCAGGAGAGGCAGAAAUAUUUCUUCCGGAUUCGAGCAGUGAAUGAAGCCGGUGUUGGAGAACCUAUUGAGUUAAAGGAAGGAGUUCUGGCCAUGCCCCCUCCAGCUUCUCCGAAGUUUGAUCUGAUGGCCAGACUGAAGAGCCACAUGGUAGUUCGUGCGGGGACUGCCCUCUGUAUUCAUGCCUCUUUUACCGGCUCCCCUCCACCAACUGUGGUGUGGCAAAAGGAUGGAGUUCCCACAAGGGGAAGGGAGAGCAUCACCAAAGGCAAGAACCACUCCCAGUUCCUCAUCCACAGCACCAAACGCUUUGAUACUGGACUCUACCGUAUUGUGCUCAGCAACGACUAUGGGGAAGCCUCCUAUGACAUCCACGUGCGAGUGGCAGAUUUCCCAAGGCCUCCUACUAACCUGAACCUUUAUGAGGAGGUGCCAAACACUGUAUCUCUGACAUGGGACCACUCUCCGGAUAUCAAAGAGGAUGGAGGCGCUCAUUAUGUCAUCCUGAAACGUGACACCAGUACUGCCACUUGGUUCACAGCAGCUGAGAAAGUUUACAGUAACAAGUACACCGUCACAAGUUUGCUUCCUGGCAGAAAAUAUUUCUUCCGAGUCUUUGCCCGCAAUGAUAUCGGGGAUAGCGACCCUCUGGAUUCAAGGGAUUCCUGGCAUAUCAAUAAAGACAAAGAACUGUUCAAUGCCAAGAUAAAGGAAUACCAUGAGCGGGACUGGCGCCAUGCCCCUCGAUUCAUCACCCCGCUGAAGAACCAUGCAGUGCGCCGGGGCCAUGACUGUACCAUGAGCUGUGCUUUCUUGGGAAACCCCCGUCCUGUGGUUACGUUAUACAAGAGCAAUGUCAACAUCACGGCCAGUUCCAAAUUCUGGUACAACUCAACCAGUGGCGUCUGCACACUGAUGAUCCCCGCCUGCACUGCCAAGGACAGUGGAGACUACUCCAUCCUAAUUGAGAAUGACCUUGGGCAGGCAAAAUGCAAUUGCACAUUGACAGUAUAUGAUAAAGAUGAUAAGAGCCUUCUGGAUUCAGUGACUGAGAGCCUGCAGAAGUCAAAGCACAUCAUGUGA